Messenger RNA from Lachancea fermentati, 768 nucleotides. NCBI's taxonomy places the organism in Eukaryota, Fungi, Ascomycota, Saccharomycetes, Saccharomycetales, Saccharomycetaceae. The record is from the annotation of a GenBank genome assembly.
AUGGCAUCGAAUGACGAUAUGCUUAAGAUGUUCUUUGAUGAGGAUUUUAUUCCCCAAGCAUUUGUGGACGUUUUACUUUCUUCUCAGAAUACGCAAUUGAAUGAGCUACGUGUUGUCUCGUCUUCGCUAUUGUCAAAGCUUGAUUAUUACACUGGUCGCCUAACUCAGGAGCUAGAGGUAUCAAUUGAAAAUUUACAGAAGCCUGCAGAGCCUUUAGCAUAUCUUUCAACUGCAUCUGAGUCAGGAAAAACAACAAAAUUGGAGUACUAUCUGGACACUUUGGCCAAUUCGGUCAAAACACUGGAGGGUGAUAUUUCGAAGGUUACAAAACAACUAAAUGACAUGAAAGUAAUCAAUGAAGAGAGUCAAAGGACUGUUAAAAAAAUAAAGGAUCUUGAGAAUGUAAAGCUAAAAUUAUCAAAAGUUUUAGACGUUUUUGAGAAGGUCAAAUCUCUUGUGGUGAUAUCAAUGGGCUCGGACAAACAGAAUGAAAAUAUACCAAGCAUUCCAAUUACAGACUUUAAGCUCUCCCUGAAGACAAUGCAAGAUGCUAUUAAUUCUAGUCUGAAAAGUGCUAGCACUAAUGAGUCCUCAGAUGAAAGAAACGAAGAGCUUCUGCAGAAGAUUAACUUCUUCGUUGAAAUGAAGCCGAUAUUCAAGGGCCUGACCAAGUUUUACCCUGCUUAUAGCGAAUUUGUAGAGCAGAUAAAAGCGGGAAUGCAGGUUUACUUGCAGGGAAAAGAUAUUGAAGCUGAAUUCAUGACAUGA